Molecule: messenger RNA, 498 nt
Organism: Fusarium proliferatum ET1
Lineage: Eukaryota; Fungi; Ascomycota; Sordariomycetes; Hypocreales; Nectriaceae
Exons: 3
Coding region: 1-498 (165 amino acids)
Source: RefSeq, a predicted model, not a curated record
AUGGCAUCCUGCUGCUUUCCACCACUACGGCCAAGGGGCAAGGCUACUCUACAAUCUUGGUCACGCUCAUAUCACAGCGCGGUCGCAAGGUUCACCACCAUUGAUCGAAGGGGCAUGCCUAUCUCCUGCGAUACUGGGAUCAUGAUCGGCGAACUUGAUGAGAGUUUUGUUUACGUUGAGCCUGAAGUUGGCAACGCUAUUAGAUCCGCAAUUAUCCACCAACUUGGGUCAGUCGCUUUCAACCAUUCUGAAACGCUUCCCCUCCAAUUUAAUCACGAUUCAAAACACUUUUCUUAUAAAUCUUUGCCGUUUCCUCGUAUUGACAUACGUCAAAACUUGGGUCAACCUGAGAGCAAGAUUAGCUCUGCGACACUCUGGCUCUCCGGCAACUGGCACGCAAUCACGCUUGACGGAACACCUGAAGAGGCCUUUGAACGAGCGUCGAGAGAAAGUGCUAGCAAAUUAAAGGGUGCCUUGGAGAGAUUAAAGCAUAGCUAG